Protomyces lactucae-debilis is the source of this 1011-nucleotide messenger RNA. RefSeq lists its product as uncharacterized. Gene Ontology annotation, biological process: division septum assembly. Gene Ontology annotation, cellular component: division septum. The record is from RefSeq and is a predicted model, not a curated record. Bases 1 to 1011 code for a protein of 336 amino acids. The transcript is spliced from 2 exons. NCBI's taxonomy places the organism in Eukaryota, Fungi, Ascomycota, Taphrinomycetes, Taphrinales, Protomycetaceae.
AUGAAGCAUACGGCCAAGUCAAAUAUCAUCUCUAUCCGCGCGCCCCCGCAUGUAGAGCUAGCUGUGGGCUUCAAUGGUAUUCGUGCUACAAGGCCCAGACUCACAGGCACCGUUGAAGUACGGUCGCCAGCUGGGAACCCGAUCCCCGUUGUCUUCAUCUCACUCGCACUUUAUGUACAUGAGAACACAGUCUGCUCGCCGCCAGGCAAGUCCCUUGUCUCUCCAAGUCAAAAGCUCUCUACCACAACGCUCGUCGGCAAAGAACUGCUCCUAUGGGAAGCACAAGAAGCUAGUGGCUACCAGACGCUCGAGGUGCUCAGCAUGGAUAUCCCCUUUUGCAUGCCCCUACCAGAAGAGACACUCCCGGCAACAUUAAUACAUCCCUCACGCAGUACAACGUAUGAGCUAGUGGCAACGCUGCAUGCGAGUGGUAUCAACUCUGAACGGUUCGCGAUCGAAGUCAUUAUGGAACGAUUCGAUCAUUUGCCCAUCUGGGGUAUGUUUGAGCAGACACAAAAGCUCUUGCCAGUGAGCGUCGACCACAUUGUCGAAAUGCAAUGUAUGUUGCCUAGGACCUGCGUUGGACCGGGUGAUCGACUCACUACAACGGUGACCUUGGUGGGUAACCCAGACUGGGAGGCAAAAGUCAAAAAGGUACGCUGCAAGGAGUUGCUCUUUACCAUUGAACAAGUUGUGCGUUACCAGAUAGAUCAAGUCUUUGAGGCGUUUGUGGUAACGAAACGUCUUGCAGAGUCUAGACGUGACCUCAUGGGAGCCAAGCUUGCUGACUGCGAAGGUCCCCUGGAAGUGGGCAUCACUAUGCCUGUCACAGGCAGACUCAACGACAAAGCCAUUGUGCCUCAUGCAACCUAUACCUCAACGACCAGUGGGAAGCUGUACUCUGUCUCCUUUCAAGUGGUUAUUCGCGCAUCAUUCAAGGGUGCCAAGGAGAUCACGGCAACACAUCCCAUUAUUGUGUCACAAUACACCGAGUGUCUUGGUAGCACAUGA